AUGGAACCAGAUAUGCCAGAGGAUAAUAUUGUAUGUCAGUUCUGUCAUAAAAGAUUUUGUAAUACAAGACAGUUGGUUGGCCAUCUUGUUAAAAUACAUGUCAGUCAACCUAAUCUCCAUUGUACAUAUAGAGGUUGUACAGCUGUGUAUAAAAAUCCUAGUUCCCUUAGAUCACACAUUAGUCGAAAACAUAGGGCACUUUUGCCUCAUGAUAUUUGCAACGCUAAUGGUAAAAAUGUUGAGCCGAAUAAUAUUGGCCAUUCUGUUGAUAAUCCUGAUAAUGAAGCAAUUCCCGAAUCAAAUGUUAAUAAUGAUGUUCCGUGUUCUGAACUCGUUGGUGAUUAUGAUGAUCUUGUAAAUAAUCCUAUUUUACAGCCUAAUGAUGGUGAUGAUAAUCCGUUUUGUGAUCCCAAUAAUGAUCCCGAUAGUCAUCCAAUGUUAUCUAAUAAUAACAGUGAUCCAAGCGAUGAUCCUGACAGUGAUCCAAGUUCAGAGUAUAAUGAUGAUGAUGGUGAUGGUGACGAUGAUGAUGAUGGUGAUGAAUAUGAUCCCGAUAAUGACUCGAAUCCAGAGCCUAAUGAUGCUGAUGAUGAUGGUGGCGAAGAAAGAAAUCCCUUGAAGCACGCUCUUGCCAAAUAUAUACUGUAUUUAAGAGGUUGUACAAGAGCUACCAACAAUGAUGUUAUUGGAAUAUUAGAAAGUGCUCAGGAAUUAAUUGUUACAUAUGUGGAAUAUUAUUUAAACCAAGUUCAAACACUUCUACAAGAAUCUAUACGAUUAAACAUAAAUGAUUAUAUAAAUAUAGAAGAAACUGUUCGAAGUAUAGAUGCCAUCCACGAUCUUAAUACUAUAUAUAAUCAGGAUAAAUACUUUAAAAAAAAUUUUGGGUUAGUGAUACCUAUGAGAAAACAAUUAGGGGCUGAGUUUCAAAAUUACAGUUCAUCAACUAAUGAUGGCAAUCAACGCAUAAAAAUAAAAAAACAUGAAAUGGUUCAAAUUUCAAUAAGUGAAGUUUUGUCAAAGUGGCUUUCAAAUGGUUCGUAUGCAAAUUGCAUACAGGAACAAAUCAGACGUGAUGAUGAUGUUCUAUCUUCAAGCUCAGAUGGAAGUCAUUUUCAAAACCAUCCCUUUAAAAUAAUGAGACCUAAUGCUAAGUUUAUUAAGCUUUACUUUGAUGAAGUUGAACUGUGCGACUUAGCUGGCUCUAAGUCUAAUUUUAUGCAUAAAUUAGGUAUGUUUUAUUGGAUACUCGAUGACCUUGCUCCUGCUUACAAGUCUCAACUGAAAUUUAUUAAUCUGGCGGCAAUAGUACCAAGUCCCUACAUAAAAAAGUAUGGAAUGAAUGAAGUUGUGUCAUAUUUGCUUACCGAUCUUCAAGAGGCAGAGAAUGGAGUAAAUCUUCCCAACGGAGAAAAUAUAUACUGUGGAGUAUCAUCGUUUAUUGGUGACAACUUGGCAUGUCAUCAGAUUGGAGGCAGAAAGGGAUCAUUCAACUGUAACCAUCCUUGUCCAUAUUGUAUGGCACCCAUCGAUCAGGUGCGAACUAUGACUGCAGAAAUUGCAGAGCUUUUGCGCACAGCUGCAGAGGAUGACCGCCAAGUCUAUGAAAUUGAAAAUGCUCCUGAUGAACGAACAAAAGCUUUUUUAAGAACAGAAUACGGGAUAAACACAAGAUGUUUACUUAAUGAUCUAAUCGGUUUUCACUACACAGAAUCCUGCCCUCCAGACCUGACCCAUGAUGAUGAUUUAGGAAUUUGCAUUGUAACGAUCCGUGCAUUUUUGAAAGAGCUAUGUUUGAAUCUAGAAUCAAUAACAUUAGAUGAAAUAAAUGACCGAAUCAGAGAUUUUGAUUAUGGAUAUUCGGAAAAAUCAGCAAAGCCAUCAAAAAUAACCCGAGAACAAUUAUUGGACAAAAAAGUAGGAUUUAAACAAACAGCUGCUCAGAUGAUUAUGUUAACGUUUAUGCUUCCGUUGAUUGUGAUCAAUGAGGUGCAAAGAGACUGGCUUCCAAUGAAAAAUUAUCUGUUGAUGCUGGAACUUAUUCUAAUCUCUCAUGCACACGAAAUUAAUAUUCCAUCUUUGAAUUAUUUGCAUUUAAUAAUUUCUGAAUAUUUGGAAACUUUUCAAACAACCUAUAACGAGACACUAACUCCUAAACAACACUUCUUGGUGCAUCGUUGUUCCUUGAUUUUAAAGUUUGGACCACUGAUUCAUUAUAAGACCAUCCGAAUGGAAGCUGAACAUCAGUUUUUUAAAAGAAUUGCACAAAACUUGCGAACUUAUAAAAAUUUGCCACUAACUCUUGCUCGGAAACACCAGUUAAGACAGACAGCCUUGCUUUCAGAAAGUCUUGAAAAUGAAUUAAAAACUGGACCUAUAAAGCAAAUUAAUUUGCAGAAAACGGCAUUUAGAGACCUGUUCCCAGACGAAAAUUUUGUGCAGACAACAAGUUGGGUGAAAAUUAACGGUAUCAAAUACACAGCGUCAAAGUGCUUCAUUGCAGUUUCCUACAGUGAAGAAAAUUUGCCACAGUUCAGAGCGUUGCAUAGUAUCGUGUGGCAAAAUGGAGUACCUAUAUUUGUUUGUCAAAAAGUUAAUACGUUGGAACUUGAUUUAUUAGUAAUGGCCUACAAAAUAGAAAUUUCAAAUGAUUUCAUAAAUCACAUAUUUGAAGACUUUUUGUCGUAUGAAGUAUUCCAUUCACAUCGACAAGGCAAUCAAACUUUUAUUAUUUUGAAAAAAGCACUAGGUCCUUUAUAUUAA
Messenger RNA from Leptopilina boulardi, 2763 nucleotides. RefSeq lists its product as uncharacterized. The coding region runs from base 1 to 2763 and encodes 920 amino acids. The record is from RefSeq and is a predicted model, not a curated record. The transcript has a single exon. NCBI's taxonomy places the organism in Eukaryota, Metazoa, Arthropoda, Insecta, Hymenoptera, Figitidae.